UAUUAUUAAAACUAUUGUUACUAUUAUUAGGUUUAAUGGUAUUAUUAGGUUAUCCAUUUGGUAUUGUUUUGAUAUUACAAGCUUAACAUUUAUUUGUAUUUCUAUUCCAAGUGUAAGUAUAACCUGAAGUUUUAUAGCAUUCUUAUUGAUUCAAGGAGAUUGGAUCAACAUUUGUACAUACUCCUGAAAUUACUUUACAAACAAAUUAUGAAUCACCAUCAAAAGUUAAGUAAUUAGAACAAACGCCAUGUUAUAAUUAAUAAGUUGAACAUUUAUGAUUUUCACAUUAACCAGAUGAAUUCCAAUAACAUUUAGAUUUAGCUUUUAAACAAGCUUCUUCAUCUGAAUUAGCAGAUUAACAAGAUGUCAUUAAAGAACAAGAGUCAUUAGACCAAAAACAGAUUCCAUUUAAUCCUCUUGUAUUACAAGCAAUUUUAGUUUUGUACUCAGAACAUAAUGACCAUUUAAUACAUGUUUUUCCAUCGAAAGUACAAUUACCUUAUAGUUCAGUACAAUUAAUGAGACUUGGAUCAGGAAUAUUUGAACAUUCUCUUACUU
Paramecium sonneborni is the source of this 558-nucleotide messenger RNA. The record is from the annotation of a GenBank genome assembly. NCBI's taxonomy places the organism in Eukaryota, Ciliophora, Oligohymenophorea, Peniculida, Parameciidae.